AUGUCAGGCCAAACAGGCAAAUGGCGAGAGGAACAGGUUCUCGUCAUCUGCCCCGGCAGCUCGACAACCAUGGCCCAGCUCGGCUGCGGCGAACUCACCCCUCCCGCCCACCGUUUUCCGACGCGCAUGUUCAGAGACGAAGAGACGGGUCAAUGGAGGCCUUACCAUACAUAUAAGCGGAAGAAGGAUGCGGCUUUACCUGUGAUUUCUGUGCCUGUUGCUGUGGCCGGCGCCGAGGGAGGAGAACAAAAAUCAGAAGAACAGCCCAAGCAGCCAGAAGGAAAUGGGGAAAAGAAGGAAGAAGAAGACGAGUGGGAAUAUGUCGAGGACCAGGAUUCGGAUGAGGGGGCUGUUUAUCCUAUUCAGGGCGGCCACAUCGUCGUAAUGGAUGCCUUCCUCGCCUUCCUCGAACACGUCCACUCCAGCCUAACCACCACCUACCACAACACCCCCAUAAUGCUCAUGGCCUCGCCGCAAUGGACACGUCCAGACUGCGAAACUCUUGCCAGAUACAUCUUUGAAAAGACCAAGACACCCGCCCUGUGUCUGAUCAACUCCGCCAUCGCGACCCAGUACGGCCUCAAGUGGCCCAACAUGACAGUCGUCGAUAUCGGUUUCGAGAAGGUUGACGUGACGUGCAUCUACGACAGCAGGAUUGUGGCGCAUCGGGAUGUUGGCGCCGGGUGGCCAGGAAACAACAGCACAGAUGAGGAAAGAGAAAUCAGCGGUGGAGAGGUCUUCACACGGAAACUGCAGCAGUUGCUGAAGGAUAAGAUCAAGGGCUUCAACCGCGACAUGGCCGAGCAACUGAAGAAGAGUAACAUCUGCGAAGUCCUGCCUUAUGCGCCGGAGAAGCCCAAGCUCAUGGACCUCCCUACUGAGGAUGUCUCCACUGCUGUGGCUGCUGCUACCGGAGCCGCCGCCGCCCAAGCAGCUGCGGGCACGACGACAGAAGGACCCAAGAUUAUCGAGCCGGUCGUUGCUGACGAACCUACCUACGACGCUGACGGAAACCUGGUGGACGAUGAGGGCGUGCUCGACGUUGCGAAUAUCGUGGCUACAGGACAGACGAGGGAGUUCUUGGCCAAGAAGGAGAAGGAGAAGCAGGAGAGGGCCAAGAAGAAGGGCAAGGAUAAGGAGGCUGAGGCGAAUAGGGUUAUGAGACUGCCAAACUCCAAGAGGGUGAAUAAUGUGUUUCACUUUGAGGAGUAUGUUACUGAGGAGGUUCCUAUUGUUCAACCUGCUCCACCAGCACCGGCACCUGCGCCGGCAGCACUAGCGGCAACUGAAGCGGCUAAGGACGUUGAGAUGGCUGAUGCGCCUGCGGCACCACCGGCGGAGGGGGCGGAGAAGAAGGACGAGGAAAAGAAGGAUGGCGAGAAGAAGGAUGAAGCCAAGACCGAGGAACAAAAACCCGACGCUCCUGCUACGGACGACAAGAAGCCCGAAGACAGACCAUCCUCCGAAUCCGCAACAGCAGCACCCACCACAGAAGCGCCCAAGCCCACCGAUGCACCGAAGCCCGCCGAGCCCGCUGCCGCUCCCGCACCAGAAGGCCCCGUCCCCACCGAGCGCCAAACCAAGCGCAUCCGUCGUGACAUCGAAGUCGGCCUCGAGCGCUUCGAGUUCGCCGACCGUGCCGAGAUCGACCGCAUCGUCACCACCAUCUACAACGCCGUCCAGUCCAUCGACGACAUGUACAUGCGCCCCCCUUGCUGGGAAUCGCUCGUCUUCGUCGGCAACGGCGCCCGCAUCCGCGGAUUGAAAGAAAACAUUCUCCAGACCUUGCAAGCCCGCCACCUCAUCUCUCCGUCAAGUGCAACGAUGUUUACAUCAGAGUUGCCCUCCAACAUCGGCACACCCACGGCCGGAACACCCGGUCCGGGAACGCCUAUCGCUAGCGGUCCCGGUGGUGCGCAGUCUGGCUCGCUACUACAAGCUGCCACCACAGCCGCUGCAAAUGCUAACCUAAACGUACCCGGCACCCAAGGAGGCGAAGGCCAGCAAGGCCAACAUCACUUCCACAGCCAGACGCCGACGAAUAUCAAGCUCGCGCAGCUGCCGACAUAUCUGAGCGAGUGGACCAAGAACGGGUUCGAAGAGGCCAUGUUCCUUGGUGCCCAGGUGGCGGCGAGGAUGGCGUUUUGCAUACAUAAUUUUGAUGCGCAGGGGUUGGAGAUGCAGAGGUAUAUGAGCUUGAGUAGGGUUGAUUUUAAUGAAUUGGGACCCAAGGGUAUUAGGGCGCAUUCUAUGCUUGGGUGGUAA
Sordaria macrospora k-hell is the source of this 2265-nucleotide messenger RNA. RefSeq lists its product as uncharacterized. The record is from RefSeq and is a predicted model, not a curated record. NCBI's taxonomy places the organism in Eukaryota, Fungi, Ascomycota, Sordariomycetes, Sordariales, Sordariaceae. Gene Ontology annotation, cellular component: RSC-type complex; SWI/SNF complex. Gene Ontology annotation, biological process: regulation of transcription by RNA polymerase II.